AUGCUAUUCUCAGCUCAGAUUCUACCCUAUGGACUUUUUGUAGGCUUUCUGGCCCUCACCCUUGCAGUCGGUGCCACUCAAUAUGAUUGCCGAUGCUUUCCAAGGGAUGAAUGCUGGCCUUCACCAUUGCUUUGGAGCGCUUUCAAUACAUCAAUUGAUGGACGUCUUAUUGAAACUAACCCAUUGGCUUCAUCUUGCCACGCACCAUCCUAUAAUGCACAAGAAUGUUCCAAAUUAAAAGAAGAUUGGCUUUUGCCCGACCAGCAAGCAAGUUAUGAUUCUUCAUCAUCGAUCAUGGCCCCGUUCUUCACGAACGGGACAUGUGACCCAUACCAUCCAGUUUCGAAGAAAUGUACUUUGGGCAACUUGAUUCAUUAUGCAGUCAAUGUCUCACGACCGGAGCAUGUAUCUAAGACGUUGAAAUUUGCUACCACGCACAAUAUUAGACUGGUUGUUCGAAAUACCGGACAUGACUACAAUGGGAAGUCCACAGGCGCCGGUGCUUUAGGCUUGUGGAUGCAGAACAUCAAAGGAAUUGAGUUCAAGGAUUAUCAUGACAUGCACUACACAGGCAAAGUCGCCAAAUUCGGCGCAGGUGUUCAAGGCACAGAAGCCUAUACUGCAGCCACUGCUCAGGGACUAGAAAUAGUCGGCGGAGAAUGCGCGAGCGUCGGCAUUGCUGGUGGAUACAGUCAAGGAGGAGGCCACUCUGCUCUUUCUUCUCGCCAUGGACUUGCAGCCGAUCAAGUCAUCGAAUGGGAGGUGAUCGAUGGUACAGGUCGAUUCCUUGUCGCCAGCCGCGAGCAAAAUAGGGAUCUUUACUGGGCAUUGAGUGGUGGUGGAGGAGGGACCUAUGGUGUUGUUUGGUCUAUGACUUCGAAAGCAUACACGAGUACUCCAGCAUCGGGCUUAAACCUCACUUUCACGAGUGAGGGGGUUUCCAAAGAUACUUACUACGAGGCUGCCAAACUUUACUACUCCAUGCUUCCGGGGAUAGUUGACAUGGGUAUCAUGAGCCUUGCAUACCUCACUAAUACCUCCUUCUCCAUUGCUCCCAUGACAGGCCCGAAUAUCUCAGCGAAGGACUUGGAGUCUCUGGUUCAACCAUUCCGCAACAGGCUCGAUAAUAUGGCAAUCAACUAUACUUUCUAUGCCGGCCAAUUCGAUUCUUAUCUGGAUGAGUUCGAAAAUAUGAUGAAAGAUGCGCAUAUCGGUACCGCCCAAUAUGGCAGCUGGCUCAUUCCUCGAUCGGUUGUCCAAAACAAGAAUGAUGAUCUUAUCGAAGCAGCUCGAUAUAUUGCUGAAGAUGGCGCGAAGUUUGCAACCUUCGCGCUCAAUGUUUCUCACAAAGUCAGCGGCAAUGUUUAUAACUCUGUUCUGCCCGCAUGGCGUGAAGCAAUCUUCCACGGAAAAGUCUCAACGACAUGGGAGUUCAACCAACCCGACAAGAUGCGUGAUGUACAGGAGAAGAUGACUACUGAUUAUGUCCCUCGGUUGCAAAAGCUAGCCCCCGAGUCUGGGGCUUAUUUAAAUGAGGCCGACUUUCGCCAGCCGGAUUUUCAAAAAUCAUUUUAUGGGACAAAUUAUAAUGCGCUCCGUCAGGUGAAGGCGAAAUAUGACCCCCACGAUGUGUUCUAUGGCUUGACUGCCGUUGGAUCUGAUGAUUGGACUGUGUCGGAUAAUGGGCGGAUGUGUCGAGUAAAUGGUGUUAAAUCUUUAUAG
Messenger RNA from Penicillium nucicola, 1722 nucleotides. Its product is annotated as FAD-dependent oxidoreductase. The record is from RefSeq and is a predicted model, not a curated record. The coding region runs from base 1 to 1722 and encodes 573 amino acids. Gene Ontology annotation, molecular function: FAD binding; oxidoreductase activity. NCBI's taxonomy places the organism in Eukaryota, Fungi, Ascomycota, Eurotiomycetes, Eurotiales, Aspergillaceae. The transcript has 4 exons.